Messenger RNA from Sitophilus oryzae (rice weevil), 1535 nucleotides. Its product is annotated as putative tRNA (cytidine(32)/guanosine(34)-2'-O)-methyltransferase. Gene Ontology annotation, biological process: cytoplasmic translation; tRNA methylation. Bases 76 to 1455 code for a protein of 459 amino acids. The transcript is spliced from 4 exons. Lineage: Eukaryota; Metazoa; Arthropoda; Insecta; Coleoptera; Curculionidae. Gene Ontology annotation, cellular component: cytoplasm. Gene Ontology annotation, molecular function: tRNA methyltransferase activity. The record is from RefSeq and is a predicted model, not a curated record.
AUAACCUUAGUUUUAAAACUUUUAAAAAUCUUUUCAAAGAGAAAUUUUUAAUUUUUUUGUAUUUUUCGUUAAAAAAUGGGCAAGAAAUCAAAAGACAAACGUGAUAUUUAUUAUCGCAAAGCUAAAGAACAAGGAUGGCGUGCCCGUAGCGCAUUUAAACUAUUGCAAAUCGAUGAAAAGUUUAAUAUUUUAAGCGGAGUGACCAAAGCGGUAGAUUUAUGUGCGGCUCCGGGUAGUUGGUCACAAGUUUUAUCGCGUAAAUUGUAUUUGAACGAAGAAAUCGACAUCAAAGAGCCGACUAAUUUGUUUUAUACUGAAGCUUUAACUCAGGUUCAAACACCAGCAACUAAUGAAUCCAAGAAAAACGAAAAUGUUAAAAUAGUAGCUGUUGAUUUACAGCCAAUGUCUCCAUUACCAGGCGUAAUACAAAUACAAGGAGACAUAACAAAAUACUCGACUGCACAAGAAAUAAUAACACAUUUUGAGGGAGAAAAAGCUGAUUUAGUUAUAUGUGAUGGAGCUCCGGAUGUAACAGGACUUCACUGUAUGGAUAUUUAUAUACAGGCACAGCUAUUAUUAGGUGCCCUACAUAUUACUUGUAACGUUUUGAGGGAGGGAGGGACUUUUAUAGCAAAGAUUUUUCGAGGCAAAGAUAGUGAUUUACUCACAAAUCAACUUUUAACUUUGUUUCGUGAGGUGCACGUUGCCAAACCGAAAAGUUCAAGACAUUCUAGUAUAGAAGCUUUUGUGGUGUGUCAAGGAUAUUUUCCACCUGACGGUUUUGAUCCCAAGCUAAUGACACCAUAUUUAGAGGUCUCAAACAAAGAUUUCAGUACAUUAGAAGGAAUAAACAGAGUUAUUAUCCCAUUCAUUGUGUGUGGCGAUGUUAGCGCUUAUGAUUCGGACACUACUUACCCUUUGCAACUUAAGGGAGAAGGACCGUAUGAGUACAGAGCUCCGGUCCAACCCCCCAUAGCCCCUCCAUACAGUUUCAAACCUGAACCCACCAAAUCUGACAUAGAUCAGUUUUUGAAGAAGAUCGACGAGGCUGCAAAAAGAGUAGGGUUAGGUUUGGGCGCGGAUAUGAAAAGCCUGAAUGACAGCGUGAGAAAACUGAAUUUGACUGAUAUAGAUGAUCAAGAGAGCUGUUCUUCUUCAAAUUUCGAUGACAUUGCCGAGGAUUCUUGUGAGAACGAGGCUAAAACUAAAGAUAUGUUUGAUAAUGGACCUUAUUUUGAUCUAUUGUUGAAAGUAGAAGAGGUAAAAAAGCUUAAAGUGGUGGAGGAAGAACCUGAAGCCACCAUAGAGCUGAGGAAUGUGGAUUUGAAAAAUUUGCAAGAACUCGAGUUUCUGUGCGAGUAUGAAAGUAGCGACCCAGAAAUUAUAGCUGCACUUUUGAAACACGUACAGCAAGGCAACAAUCCACAUACAUGUACUUGUUUUUGUUCAGAGUAAUAAUUAUUGUAGAUGAUAUUGAUUAUUUUUUUUGUUGUAAUAUUUUCUUAUCUAGAUUUUUAUUUUUUGACUAAUAAAGA